GAAUUAGCAUUAGUUUACCUAAUAAAACUUGUUAAAUUUACCCAUACACCCGUGUCAGUGUUAGUGAUUCUAUCACUUCAUAAACGAUGUGGGAUCCAACGCACGUUCAAGUAACGGUUCAAAGAGCCCGUGGACUACUAAUUAAAGGUAAAAACGGUACUAACAAAUGUUUUGUUACCAUUGCCCUCGGCAAAGAAAAAUUCCAAACAUCCGUGAAACACAAAGCCACUGAGAAUGUAGAGUGGCUUGAGGAAUGCGAGUUGCGUAUACCGUCCCAGGGUAACACUGCAGAAAUUGUUUUGAAAGUGUAUGAUGAAGACAUUGUUAAAGAUCAUUUACUAGGUCAAAUAUCGAUUCCGUUAAAAGACCUCGAUGUUUAUGAGAGGCCUAGAAACCGAUGGUACACCUUGCAAGGCAAGUCGGGGAAAGAGAAUGACAAAAAUAGAGGAGAGUUAGAGGUCAAGAUUGCCUUUACUGUAAAGGAGGGCAGUUUGACUGACCUCAGCAAAAAAGACAAACAUAAGUCAUCCUUAUCUAGCAUCGCCCAAAACGUAGGUGGAAGUCUUAUGAGCAUUGGCAGUAUCGAAAAACGCAAGGGCUUGAAAAAGUUUGCUAAGAACCUAGGAUCGAAAAUGAAUUUAACUAAAAAAGAUAAGAAGAGCGAUUCAUCAUCUCUAAGUGGGAGCAUUGGAAAUCUUAAAAACUCUGCACUGUCCACACCGGACCACUCUACCCCUAAGACUUUACCAACAGAGGCAGACCCAGGUGUAAUUAGUGAGGAUGAAGAUGAAUUUGCUUUUGAUGACUUGUCUCACAAAAGUUCUGGCAGUUCUCUCAAUGUCAAUACACUACCACGAGGGCAUAAAUACACACCCUCCCCAAUGAAUGCUUCUCUUGAAAACCUAGGAGGUGGAGAGUUUUUGAGAAGAUCUACUAGUAGUAAUUUAGCAAAUUCUGACAAGUCUGUUCCAGUGCCUCAGAAACCUGUGCGACUGAGCCUCGACACAUUUACUCCUCCGAGGCCACCUUCCCAAAUUAUUGACAAGGAUGAUGAAUGGUCCCAAAAGCUUUACUCCAAAAAGCAAUCUCAUACAGUCAGCCAAACUAUGAUUGACAGGGAAAAAUCUGCAAGCCUUGAAAGAAAUAAAAAACUUGACAGUCCAAGCUCAUUAAAAGAAAAACCAAGUCCAAAAUUCUUUAAAAAGUUUGGUAACAACAACAAACCUAAAAAGUUGCUUGAAGAACGAAUUAUUGUUGGAGAAGAAAAUAUUGUAGAAGAAGACUCCAUCAAUCCUGUGUACAACAGCAUACCCAAAACAGUUCUACAGCAACUAGAAGGCAAGUCUAAAGAAGAUCUGAUUGUAAUGGUGUACAACAUGCAAAGAGAUGUAGAAGUAGAAAAAAAGAAAACCAAAGAUUUGGAAAAUUAUUUGGAUGAGCUACUAUUGCGAGUGAUGGAAACAACUCCGAGAAUCUUGCAAAACCCUUACUCUAGAAAUAACAGCAUGCACAUAAGGAAUAAGUAAUUGAUGUUCUAAUAUUGUAAUGGACAUGUUUUUGAUAAA
Messenger RNA from Cydia amplana, 1565 nucleotides. RefSeq names its product rab11 family-interacting protein 2 (gene Rip11). NCBI's taxonomy places the organism in Eukaryota, Metazoa, Arthropoda, Insecta, Lepidoptera, Tortricidae. Gene Ontology annotation, molecular function: small GTPase binding. The record is from RefSeq and is a predicted model, not a curated record. Gene Ontology annotation, biological process: regulated exocytosis. Gene Ontology annotation, cellular component: intracellular membrane-bounded organelle. The coding region runs from base 87 to 1526 and encodes 479 amino acids. The transcript has a single exon.